Messenger RNA from Zingiber officinale, 1726 nucleotides. Its product is annotated as protein CANDIDATE G-PROTEIN COUPLED RECEPTOR 7-like. Gene Ontology annotation, biological process: transport. Bases 110 to 1471 code for a protein of 453 amino acids. NCBI's taxonomy places the organism in Eukaryota, Viridiplantae, Streptophyta, Magnoliopsida, Zingiberales, Zingiberaceae. The record is from RefSeq and is a predicted model, not a curated record. Gene Ontology annotation, cellular component: Golgi apparatus; membrane. The transcript has a single exon.
CCUCUGCCUUCUCCGUUGACUGACGAACCACCGCCGCCAUUGAUGGGCGAGCGAGAGAGAGAUAAGAAGGAAUCGAGAUCAGCGAGGAGAGGCUACGAAGAGGGCAUCCAUGGCGGCAUCCGCGAGACCUAUCAUUGGACUGGCGUUGGCGUUGUCCAUGAUGGCCGUCGUCCCUUCUGUUCGCGCCGAGAUCCGCCAGAUGGAGGUCCGAUCUGACUCGCGAUCCAUCAUCCCCUUGGACGACUUCGGCUUCACACGGCGUGGCGGUCUCGAGCUCAAUGUCUCCGGCAUCUCCUUCUCCAGCAAAGCCGACCUCGCCCUUUCCCAGCUCGGCUUCUUCCUCUGCACCCCCGAAGCAUGGCUGCGCGUCCUCCGCCAGAUCCGCGACCUCGACAUCACCUGCGCCCUCCAGUCCAGCGACCCCGACGUCCACGUCGUCUAUGAAUUUGACCGCCUCCAUCCCCCUCCCAACCCCUCCGGCGUCCCCGUCGCCAGAUCCACCUCCUUCGGCGUCGCCGAAAACCUCACCGACCAAUCCGGCCAGUUCACUCUCCUCUUCGCCAACUGUCUCCCCAAUCUCCGCGUCUCCAUGUCCGUCCGAUCCGCCAUGUUUAACUUCCCUGAACCCUCCCGCCGCGCCUUCCUCUCUGCCGGCGCCGCGCCGCUGCCCUUCAUAUAUUCCCUCCUCUUUUUCGCCUACGCCGCCCUCGCCAUCGCUUGGGCUGCCGUCCUCUUCCGCCGCCGUGCCGCCGUCUUCGGCAUUCAUUACUUCAUGCUCGCGGUAAUCGUUCUCAAAGCCCUAAAUCUCCUCUGCGAGGCCGAGGACAAAUCCUACAUCGAGCGCACCGGAUCCGCCCACGGCUGGGACGUGCUUUUCUACAUCUUCAGCUUCCUCAAGGGGAUUUCCCUCUUCACCCUCCUUGUCCUCAUCGGCACCGGCUGGUCCUUCCUCAAACCCUACCUCCAGGACCGCGAGAAGAAGGUGCUCAUGGCGAUCAUCCCCCUCCAGGUGGUGGCCAACAUCGCCCAGGUCGCCAUCGAUGAAUCCGGCCGCUAUUCCAGCGACUGGGUCACCUGGAAGCAGGUCUUCCUCCUCGUCGACGUCGUCUGCUGCUGCGCCGUCCUUUUCCCCAUCGUCUGGUCCAUCAAGAACCUACGGGAGGCCGCCAGGACCAACGGGAAGGCCGCCGUGAACCUUAUGAAGCUCACCCUUUUCCGCCAGUACUACAUCGUCGUCAUCUGCUACAUCUACUUCACCAGGGUGGGAGUCUACGCGCUCAGCAACUUCAUCUCCUACCGUUACCUGUGGACCAGCGUCGUCGCCGGCGAGCUCGCCACGCUCGCCUUCUACGUCUUCACCGGGUAUAAGUUCAGGCCGGCGGCGCACAACCCCUACUUAACCAUCGACGACGAGGAGGAGGAGGCUGCUGCGGAGGCGCUAAAGCUCGACGAUGAUGCGUUCGAAUUGUGAUGCCGAUUCCAUUUUUGGCUCCAAUUGCUCAGAAGCUGAAAAAACAAGAGGUUAGAUUUUGUCUUCAUACUCCAUAGGAAAUUGAUAGUCGCAAUUUAAUAGUGCAAUAAAAGAAUCAUCUCUCUGUUCGUUUGGUAUAAAUUAAGAUAUCAAUCGUUUGAAAAUUCUGUGAAUUGUCUUCUAUUUGCCACUGAUUUAUCUUGUUCAUUUUCUCAAUCAUGUUGCUGGUAGAAAUUCAGCAUUCGUUCUCUUGUC